AAAACGCAGACCUGUAUCUGCACUACUGAGCCAUGGGUCAGAAGAAGAACGAAGGAGGAGGUAGAGCAUCCUCCAUCUUCUGAUCAGCUUCAGAUCUAACACCAAAUUAAGGGACAAACAUCGGCGAUCAUGGGAGCUGUUCUGGGACUGUGCUCCAUGGCGAGCUGGAUCCCGUGCCUGUGCGGCAGCGCCCCCUGCCUGCUUUGUCGGUGCUGCCCCAGUGGAAAUAACUCCACGGUGACUCGGCUCAUCUAUGCCUUCUUCCUGCUGCUGGGAGUGGGUAUUGCGUGCAUUAUGUUGAUGCCCGGCAUGGAGGGCCAGCUGAAGAAGAUUCCAGGUUUCUGUGAAGGAGGGAUGGGUUUGUCUAUUCCUGGUGUGGAGGGACAUGUGAACUGUGAUGUGCUGGUUGGAUACAAGGCAGUGUACCGCGUUUGCUUUGGGAUGGCCAUGUUCUUUCUGCUCUUUUCUCUGCUCAUGAUAAAAGUGAAGAGCAGCCAGGACCCCCGUGCUGCACUGCACAAUGGGUUUUGGUUCUUUAAGUUUGCUGCAGCUGCUGCCAUAACUAUUGGAUCAUUUUUCAUCUCCGAGGGUCCUUUCACCACUGUGUGGUUCUAUGUUGGCAUGGCUGGAGCCUUCUGCUUCAUCCUCAUCCAGCUGGUUUUACUCAUUGACUUUGCCCAUUCCUGGAAUGAGUCUUGGGUGGAGAAGAUGGAGGAGGGCAACUCCCGCUGCUGGUAUGCAGCUCUGCUGUCAGUCACUGCUGUGAACUACUUGUUGUCUCUGGUGUCUCUGGUCAUGUUCUACGUCUACUACACCCACUCUGAUGGCUGCACUGAGAACAAGGUCUUCAUUAGUAUCAACAUGCUCCUUUGCAUUGCUGCCUCUGUCAUGUCCAUCCUGCCUCAGAUCCAGGAGUCCCAGCCAAGGUCUGGCUUGCUGCAGUCCUCCCUGGUUACCCUGUACACCAUGUAUCUGACCUGGUCUGCCAUGACCAAUGAGCCUGACAGGAAAUGUAACCCGAGCCUUCUGGGUAUUAUUGGGCUGAACAGCACCAGUCCUGCUGGUCAGGACCAUGUGGUUCAGUGGUGGGAUGCCCAGGGGAUUGUGGGAUUGAUCCUUUUCCUCAUGUGUGUCCUCUACUCCAGUAUUCGUAAUUCAUCCAAUGCCCAGGUGAACAAGCUGACUUUGACCAGUGACGAGUCAGCUCUGAUUGAGGACGGGCCUCAGACUGACAGCUACGAGGAGGGCAGCGGUCUCAACAGAGCUGUGGACAAUGAGAAGGACGGUGUCACCUACUCCUACUCUUUUUUCCAUUUCAUGCUGUUCCUGGCAUCACUAUACAUCAUGAUGACGCUUACCAACUGGUACAGCCCUGACUCCAACUAUGAGGCCAUGACCAGCAAGUGGCCAUCGGUGUGGGUGAAGAUCUCCUCCAGCUGGAUUUGCAUCGCCCUCUAUGUGUGGACACUGGUGGCUCCACUGGUCCUGGUCAACAGAGAUUUUGACUGAAAAAUGCACUGUCCCACUGCUCAUCCAUGUUUUGUUUCAACAAAGUCAGUAAAAUAGUAGGUAGACAACAGUGCAUCAGUUAACACUGGAGGAGGCGCGGUUGCAAUCAGACUGGCUGGAAUAUUUCAUAUUGUUUUGUUUGGUAGCUGUGGCUCAUUUGUACAGACUGUUGCAGCUUUCUCGCUGCAGGGCUGAUGACUAGACAGACAACAAGGAUGUUAGUCCCAUCUCGGCUCUGAUUGCAGCCCAGUCUCAUCUGGUAUAAUGUCAUUGUGAAUCCUCAGCAGCCUGUUGUAGUGCCCCCCCGACCAUGCUCUUGCCAUUGUAUCCUUUGCGAUCCUUGUGAAUGAUUUUGUUUCCUUGCUAUAAAGACAGGGCUGCAUGCUUUUCCUUUAAAACUUGAUGUGACAUUAUUGUAGCUAUAUAUGAAGCUUUUACAAGGAUUAUGAUGUCUCUGGUCAGUGUUACCCCCAUGGGCAGCAGCAGUCUAACUCUAUUGUAUUACAUAUGGAAAUGCUGUCACAUGUAAAAUAAGUAUGAGCAGCACUCCAGCUUUGGCUCUGAGAGAUGAAGGCAAGAUAGCAACUCAUUGUAGUUCACCAACUAGUACCAUCACUAGGUAUGAGCAGUGCUGUGUAGUGUUGUGUGUGGAGUUAGUUACGUGGUGUCGUGUUAAAGCUCUACCAGCUGUGUGUUUACUCUGCAGCUUGCACACUCCUCAGCACAUUCAUAACAGACAACAUUCUUGCUUUUGUUGCUUCUGAUUUGCAUUGAAUUUUGACUUUAAUGUAAAAUAGAAAUUGAUUGUUUGAAAACUUCUAAAUAAGUUAUUUGGUGGUGUUUAGCCUUAGCAUGUAGUUUCUCACAGACGUAGCAGAGAUUGUGGCUACACAUUGUUUGUUUUUUCUGUGCUUUUAUCGGAAUAUGAUUUUUCUCUUUGACAUGUAAAAGUAUAUUGUAAGUCGUUUAAUAAAGCUAAGGAAAAUUAA
Messenger RNA from Lates calcarifer (barramundi perch), 2498 nucleotides. It is a transcript of the gene serinc1, whose product is annotated as serine incorporator 1. The record is from RefSeq and is a predicted model, not a curated record. Gene Ontology annotation, cellular component: membrane. NCBI's taxonomy places the organism in Eukaryota, Metazoa, Chordata, Actinopteri, Centropomidae. Bases 130 to 1509 code for a protein of 459 amino acids. The transcript has 10 exons.